UUGUUUAGUUGACGUUUGAUUGCGUUUGACGUUAACAUAACCUAAAAAAAAUUAAACUUUCUUUUUAGUGAAUAUUCAGUGUUUUAGCAAAAAAUAAGCAUGACAUCGAAAGAAGGACAUGAUCAUCAACAUAGUCAAAUUCAAAAAAAAUUGGAGAACCUUAAAAUAGAAGAGGUAGCCCUCCAACAAGAAAUUCAAAACUUUCUCAAACAAAAAUCUUAUCUUGAUGGUAAAGUUAAAGGGCUUUCGCGAAUGUUACCCCAAAUAAAAUUAAUAAGACAGGAUGCUGAAGGGUUGGUAAAUUCAAUAAAUCAUAUUUCGGAAUCUUCCGAAAAUAUAAGUGGUAAAAUUAAAGUUUUAGAUAGAGCUAAGAGUAGAGUUGAAGAAGUACAAAAACGUGUUAGUGACCUAAUUGAUUUAGAAAUGUGUUCUGAUGGUGUACAAAAAGCAAUUUUAGAUGAAGAUUACGAAAAAGGAGCUGCAUUAAUUCAUCGAUUUUUAUCAAUUGAUCAAUCUCUUUUAAAGCGAACUGCAUCAGAUGUAGAAAAAGUAUCGGGUGUUCUUAAAUCUGUUCGUACUCUUCAAGAUGCAGCAAGUCAACUUCAAGCAAUUAUUAAACAUAAAUUUGAUGAUGCAGUUAAAUCGAAUGAUUUGCAUUCAAUUGAAAGAUUUUUUAAAAUUUUCCCUCUUAUUGGAAUGCAUGACGAGGGUAUAAGGGAUUUUUGCGAAUACUUGAGUAGUAAAUUAGAAGAGACAGCCCAAAAAAAUUUAACAACAGCUUUAAACACUCCAAUAGCUGAUAAACGUUACAAUAUUAUUUAUGCUGACACCUUAACAUUGUUGUAUGAAGGAAUAGCAAGGAUGAUUAACGUGCAUCAACCAUUAAUUGAGACUUAUUAUGGACCUGGAAAGUUGUUAUCUGCAGUUAAAAUAUUACAAAAAGAAUGUGAUAAACAAACAAAAAGAAUUGUGGGGGAAUUUUUAAAAAAUCGUAAUGUCAAUAAAAGAAUUUCGCAAAUUACUGAGAUUUCUAGGAUGAGUAGUUCAUCCAGUUUUAGUAAAUUAGAAAAAAUUGACCCGAAAGAUUUAGAUAUUUUAAUCGCUGAAAUCACUAUUAUGCAUUCAAGAGCUGAGCUUUAUAUUAAUUUUAUUAAAGGAAAAGUUACUAAUGAUAUUGAAGUUGGAAUUACAGAAAUUGAAGAUCGCGUUAAACAAUUUGAUGUUUUAGAAAGUUUAGUUAAAAACAGUCAAUUAGCUCAAAGCAAACAUGAGUUACUUGGGUUUUAUUUAAGAUUAGAACAGUAUUUCAUGGAGGAAUCAAUAAAUAAAGCGGUUAGCUUAGAUUCAGUUGAUCAAGGUCAAUAUGUUUCUUCAAUGGUUGAUGAUACGUUUUUUAUUAUAAAAAAAUGUAUAAGGAGAGCAACAUCAACCGGAAGUUUAGAUGGAAUUUGCGCAAUAAUAAAUAACGCUUGUCGUGUUUUAGAAAGCGAUUAUUGCAGCAUUCUUCGUUCGAAACUCAAACAAGGCUAUCCUUCCGGUUAUCUUGAUUUAACGCAAGCUUACAACGUCCUUCAAACUUCCAUUCAACAAGGAAGACUUCAACCCGGCGACACAGAAGUGGCAAGAACCGCAUUUAUUGUUGCUUUAAAUAAUGCGGAUACAAGUAACGAAUACGUCGAUACUUUAUGUGAUCGAGUUUUAUUAGAAAUUGUUCAAGCGAUGCCAAGCAUGAAAGAGAAUGAUAGAGGAAAAUUGGAAAGUUGUUUAUCUGGAUUGUCUUCUGUUACGACAGCUUUAAAAGAAGUUAUUGAUUAUGGAUUGCAACAGUUGAGGUCGAGUGCGAUUAAACCGAGAGUUACUUCUUGGAUUGAUGGGUUUAUUAAUGUUAAUCAUCAAUUAUCUGAGGAAGAAUUAUCUGCUUAUGAAGCAGGCGAGACCUUUAUUCAAACUCUUAUAAUGAAUUUAGAAACUUUAUUAUUACCUUUCAAGGAAGUUUUAACCCCAUCUAAUUACGACAGUUUAAUUACCGUGGUUACAACUGAGAUUACUCUUCGAUUUGAAAAAGUUAUUUUAAAAUCAUCCUUUAAUAGAUUGGGUGGAUUAGUUUUAGAUAAAGAAGUUCGAUCUUUAUCAGGAUAUUUAACAGCGUCAACUUCCUGGUCCGUUCGAGAUAAAUUUGCUCGUUUAACCCAAAUAGCUACCGUUUUAAAUUUAGAGAAAGUUUCGGAAAUUUCCGAUUAUUGGGGCGAUCAUGAUGGUGCAUUGACUUGGAGAUUAACUCCAUCUGAAUUGAGAUCAGUUAUGGCAUUAAGAAGUGAUUUUAAAAUCGAAGAUAUUCGACGUUUGAAGCUAUAAAUUUGUAGUUAAUAUAAAAUAAUGUAUGUUUAAUAAAAUAAAUUUCUGCAAUAUUUAUGGAA
Molecule: messenger RNA, 2417 nt
Organism: Onthophagus taurus
Lineage: Eukaryota; Metazoa; Arthropoda; Insecta; Coleoptera; Scarabaeidae
Gene: Cog4
Product: conserved oligomeric Golgi complex subunit 4
Biological process (GO): retrograde vesicle-mediated transport, Golgi to endoplasmic reticulum; Golgi organization
Cellular component (GO): COG complex
Source: RefSeq, a predicted model, not a curated record